UUUUUUAACCGGGCCGAAUCGGAAAAAUGGUAAAUGAAAAAAGCGUUUUUUUGACCUCAAGAAUCUUCGGUUAAAAUAUAUGUACAAGUCAAAGACUCACCCUGUAUAGAUAAUUCUGGAGGUAGAUCUAUAACAUUAAAACUUGAUGCUGUUCCUUCUGUAUUUUCAUACCCCAAGCAAGUACAGGGUGACCACGGGAAGUAUUUACAUUUUUGAGGCGACUUUACUCGGCCUUGGCAAAUUAGGGGGGGUUGGGCGGGCGGUCAUUCACCUCCUUAGCAGUGGCCAUUUAGGUAUUCCAGUCGCAAUGGAGCCGUGGACAGUUCAACAUCGCGAGUUUACGUACGAUUCUUAUGUAAGAAACAAUGAUUCAGUGGUAGCGGCUCAGCGUGAUUUUCGCAUUCAUUUUAACGUAGGACGGCAUGGAGCUGUACCUACCCGACCAACGAUUAUGAAAUGGGUUACAAGUUUUCGGACCACAGGCAACAUUAUGGCGAAAAAACCACCAGGCGCUACACGAACAGUGAGGACUCCGGAGAACAUUGAAAGAGUGAGAACAGCAAUGAUCACGAGUCCUGGUCGUUCAGCUCGACGGCACGCACCUUCAUUAAACAUGGGACGUGAGUCGGUCCGAAAAAUUUUGAAACUAGACCUCAAGAAAUUACCAGAAAUUGUUGAACCUUCCAUGAAAAAAAUAAAACUGUCCUCUGUUGAUGUUGAAUCACCACCACCAGAAGUAAAAAUCGAAAUGGACGAAAACAUGCCAGGACCUUCAGAUGAGUCAUACACGGAUACAUUUGAAUCUAUAGUCAAAACUGAACCUGGCUUGCAAGAAGUCAAACCCCAGCCUGAUAUAACUGCUAGUUACAACACAAAAAGUGAUGAAGUUGAGGAUGCUGAAGAUGCUUGCGGUUACUUCGGUAAAUACGUGGCUGCUGAACUUCGUUCCCUCCCCUUAAAACAAAGAACUCUAAUUAAACAAGAAAUACAAAAUUGCAUCACGCAUGCAGUAGUUGGACAUAUCUCAAAUUUGGGAGAUUCAGAAUCGAUGAAAGAAGAAAAUGGUUCAUUAUCAGCAAGUUCAUCGAAUUCCUAAGCUUUUUGUUAUAUCCAUAAUACUGAAGAGUUAACUGAUGUAUAUUUUUUGUACUCAUAAUGCUUUUAGCUUCUAAAAUUGUUUGGUAAAUAAAUAAGUUUUUCUAA
Messenger RNA from Harmonia axyridis, 1203 nucleotides. Its product is annotated as THAP domain-containing protein 3-like. Bases 146 to 1096 code for a protein of 316 amino acids. The record is from RefSeq and is a predicted model, not a curated record. NCBI's taxonomy places the organism in Eukaryota, Metazoa, Arthropoda, Insecta, Coleoptera, Coccinellidae. The transcript has 2 exons.